GGGGAACAGGGAGCCACAGUUCAUCUAUGCCAACAUAGUAGGCAGAGCCAAGGGCAAACCCGGGGCCUCAGAAAGCUCACCGAGGGAUCUGUUUGUGGGAGAGGAAGCACAGGCCAGGAGAUGUUCCCUCUCCAUCAGGAGUCCUAUAAAGGCAAAAGUCCACUCUCCUUGAUCUGACCCUAUAACCGACAAGCCUCAAACUGGUCAGUGAGAGACUUAAGGGAGCAUCCACCCCAUGUAUUUGAAGACUUCCCCAGGAAGAAGGUCACACGGAUGAUAGUAAGUGGUAGGCUCAUAUCCAGGUGAUGUGACACUCUUUCUAUCUGACUACCAUCCCUCUCAAAGGGAGGGAAGAAAGUCCAGAAGCUGGGGAAAAUAAGAAGGAGGAAGAUGGGAAGGGACAAAGAAAGAGAAGAGACAUCAGGGGCACUAGCUGCUGGGAACAGAGGUCCUCGCUAUCCAGUGGAACGAGGCCUGAUCACCUCCUGGGCAGACAUGGAGGCCAUGUGGAGAAAUGUUUAUGAGAAUAACUUGAAAAUGAAGUCCCAUGAGAGUCCAGUCAUGCUCACAGAGCCAGCGUUCAACCCUCUAGCUAACAGGGAAAAGAUGACUGAGUUAUUCUUUGAGAAUUUUGAGGUACCAGCCCUUUAUGUCUCUAUCCAGCCUGUCCUGGCCCUCUUUGCCUCAGGCUAUACCACAGGGUACGUGCUGGAUUCAGGUGCUGGGGUAUCCCAGUGUGUGCCCAUCUUUGAAGGCUAUUGCCUACCUCACGGUGUCCUUCGGCUGGAUCUGGCUGGACGAGAUCUCACUGAGUACCUUAUUAAACUCCUCCAAGACCAUGGCAUUUUGCUACUUAGCCCAUCCGACAAAAAGGUUGUAAAAAACAUCAAAGAGAACUACUGUUAUGUGGCUGCCAACUUUGAAGAUGAAACAACCAAAAAUCCUGCUGUGUUGGAGAAAACUUACAAACUGCCUGAUGGAAAGACCAUCAAACUCCAUGAUGAAAUGUUCCGCUGCCCAGAGAGCCUUUUUCUUCCAGGGCACCUGAAUCUGGAGGCCCCUGGCAUUGACAAACUCUGUUACAGCAGUAUAAUGAAGUGUGACAUGGACCUAAGGAACUCCUUCUUCUCCAAUAUUGUCCUUGCUGGAGGAUCAACCUGUUUCCCUGGUUUAGACAAGAGACUAGUAAAAGAAUUGGCUCUCAUGGUACCUGCCAACACUUCUGUGAGGGUUUCUGCUCCACCAGACAGAAAAGUAUCUGGGUGGAUGGGAGGGUCUAUCCUUGCUUCCCUGCCAGCCUUUCAAGAUAUGUGGAUCACUACUGCAGAAUUUAAAGAGGUUGGAGCCAACAUUAUACACCAACGAUGCUUCUGAAAAUCCAUCCAUCACUGAUAAGAUGCUAAGAAAAUGUGUACAUGAAAGAAAGAAUGGAUGAAAAAGAAAGAAAGGAGAGGAGAGAGAGAGAGAGAGAGAGAGAGAGAGAGAGAGAGAGAGAGAGAGAGAGAGAGAGAGAGAAUGAGAGAGAAUGAGAGAGAGAGAGAGAGGAUUUGAAGAGAUUUUACCUAAUUUUUUUCUGGGAAGACAUUUUAACUAUGCCUUUGGUCCACAUCUACAAUAAAACACUGAAGGGGAAAAUAAUGACUAUUUAUUU
Molecule: messenger RNA, 1651 nt
Organism: Monodelphis domestica (gray short-tailed opossum)
Lineage: Eukaryota; Metazoa; Chordata; Mammalia; Didelphimorphia; Didelphidae
Gene: ACTRT3
Product: actin related protein T3
Source: RefSeq, a predicted model, not a curated record